AUGAUCCUGACUGUCCUGAUAAUAUCUACUACUGCAGAUGACAAAUCCUACAAGGUACUCAAGUUUGGGAGCACUAUGGGAGAUUUUAUCAAGUUUAAACCCAACAUGCAACCCUUCUCCGGAGCGUUUUCAGUGUGUUCUUGGAUAAGGAAAUUAAGAGUUGGACCCGGCCCAACCUGGUUCUCGUACGCAAUUAGCAAUUCAAAUCACAACGAGAUUUUCAUUGAGGAUGACGGAGCCGAAAACAUCAUAUUCUAUAGUUAUAACAAAAAUGUAAAAAGUCAGGCUGGUGUUGCAGUAGGAGAGUGGUUUCAUUAUUGUUUAUGUUGGAGUCUUGCUUCCCUGACAGCCACAAUUCACCACAACGGCAGACAAACAGGUUCCUUCUCAACUCCUUCAGGAAGGAGACUGACUGCAGAUGGAUAUCUUGUUUUGGGGCAAGAUCAGGAUUCUUACGGUGGAUCAUUUCAAUCCAGUCAAGCUUUCGGUGGUGAACUUUACAAGUUAAACGUCUUUUCCACGAAGCUGAGUUCAUCUGAAGUGAGCAAACUUUACACAGCUGAACCAGACAGAGACACAGUUGAACAAAACGGAGACAAAGCUGAACCAAAAAGAAGUGCAACUAAAGCGCUGAUAUUCCUUAAAAUAACACGAGUCCCGAAAGAAGCAGAAAUGAUCAUACAGCUGAUGUUGAUGACGGUAGUAGCUACCACUUGUAGUACCGCCUUGGUGUCACCUUUCGACAAGGGAGUUAUGGGCAAGGUUUCCAAACAGUUCUUACAGGACUUUACGGACGAGGUGGCCGACAGAAUAUCUACACAAUUGAAGGGAAAAUCAUUCAGUGGAAGUGACAGUGGAAGUGGCCAUUCGUUCAAGUACUGGGGAGUGAGAGUAACCACCCUCACCCUCAACCCCUCCAUCACCCUCCGUGGAACAGGUCAACUUGUUGUGGACGCGAGUAUUCGAGGGACUAUAAGAGCCUCAGGGAGCUGGAGUUACAACAAGAGGUCCUGGUGGUACUCCGUGACAUUUGGUGGAGGAGUUCAAGUUAGCUCAAAUGGGUUUAGUAUCUCAGACAGGGUCAAUCUUGGGGUAAAGUCGAACGGAAAAGUUGGGUUCUCACAUGACUCGGGUUCUUGUAGGUCGAGUAUGGGAUCUCUCGACAUUAACAUUUCAGGUUCCUGGUACGCCUGGCUUCUUAACUUCAUUGUGUGGAUCUUUGAAAAGGAUCUGAAGAGAGAUUUGGAGAGAUCUAUUUGCGAGAAAGUGAAUGAAGUGGUGGGUGAAGCUGCAGCUAACUUCGACAAUGCAAUGUUCAACCAGGACUUUUCGAUGCCAUUACAAUCAGGAGGAGAACUGAAAGUGGACUUAAACCCGUCAGUUAUAACAGGGGGACCUAGCUGUGCUGUUAUCUCUACACCCGCAGUUAUAGAACUGACAGGAGUACCAGACACCACACAAAUUGUCACACCUCCCUUUAUCCACCUCCCUGCCACCGAGGAACCAGCUAGAAAGAAGAGACGGGCUAGAGACUGGUGUGGAGUGGUUCCAGGUCCUAACAGUGGGGUCUCCAUCAUCCUCACGAAGGACCUCAUCUCUAGAGGCAUCCAGAACCUACACCACUUCGACUUACUCAAGUUUUCUUUGGUAGAGACAGGCACUGAGGGGAGUAGAACGACUUUCGAUGUGUUGCGCAAUGGCCAGCGUAUAGAUACAGUGAGUGUAGAGUUCCCUGAAAACGAGGGACGGAUCCUGGCUGGAUUUAACAGGAAGACCGUGAAGAUCAGCAGCACUGCACUCCCGGAAGUAAGCAUCACCGACGACCGUAUCUCCGUAUUGGUUCACCUCAGAGCACGGCUCACUCUGAGCAGUGAUGACCCGAAACUUGAGAUUAGAACGGAGUUCGAGUCCCUGACUAAUUGGAUAGGAACAAUGAGGAUGGUAAAGAAGGACGGGGGAUACUCGCUAGUCCCCAACGUGACAGCAAAUGUAGAUAUAUGGACUGGGAAACUCUACAUUGGAGCGGAGAUGGACGGAAUGACGAUGUCCGAACAAAGGAGACUGGAGGAGGAUAACUUGAUACUGGAAGGGAUCGAGAGUCUCCUCAACUCGGUGCUGGAGGAGAAACUGGCGAGGGUGCUGGAGGACGAUUUGCAGAGUGGGAUCCCUCUAAACAUCCCUGAGGAGUAUAUGACAGUGGGGAGGGCAGAUAUCAGUUACAGAGAGGAUUAUAUCAUCGUAUCUGCUGAUGAUAUCACCAUCAACCUUCAGUAG
Bolinopsis microptera is the source of this 2274-nucleotide messenger RNA. RefSeq lists its product as uncharacterized. The coding region runs from base 1 to 2274 and encodes 757 amino acids. The transcript is spliced from 4 exons. Gene Ontology annotation, molecular function: lipid binding. The record is from RefSeq and is a predicted model, not a curated record. NCBI's taxonomy places the organism in Eukaryota, Metazoa, Ctenophora, Tentaculata, Lobata, Bolinopsidae.